This is a messenger RNA of Malania oleifera, 2166 nucleotides long. RefSeq names its product probable trehalose-phosphate phosphatase G. The record is from RefSeq and is a predicted model, not a curated record. The transcript is spliced from 13 exons. Gene Ontology annotation, biological process: trehalose biosynthetic process. The coding region runs from base 528 to 1682 and encodes 384 amino acids. Lineage: Eukaryota; Viridiplantae; Streptophyta; Magnoliopsida; Santalales; Ximeniaceae. Gene Ontology annotation, molecular function: trehalose-phosphatase activity.
CUUCUUUUCUUCUUCUUCUCUUUUCCCAAUCUCUCUCGAAAAGCAUUUUGUAUUCUUGCUCUCGUCGAUUAUUGCAACAUUACACGCACGUUUCUGUCUCUGUCGCCUUCUUCCCCUGCUGCAAUUCUAAGCAAGCCAUUCCUCUUCCUAGUUCCUGCUUCUUCUUCUCCUUCUUCUCCUUCAGCGGCGGCUGCCGCUGCUUCGGUUUCUCAAGGUUUGUAAAUUUCUUUGAGAUCUGGAAGCUUAACUUUUUCCCUCAAAUGUUGCUCUGCUCAACUGCUGGCUGUGAGGGAGAUGAGAUGCAGCCCUGCAUUUGAUGGACUGUGUGUCUAGUAGCAGCGACAAGAAAACUUUGAAGAGAUGGUUUUUCAUUGACAAAAGGGUUGGUUAAAGAGGAUUGAGAUUGGGCGUUGAGAAGUGUUUAUUCAUAUAGCAGAGGCAAAUUAACCUGAAAUUUGCCUGGAAAUUUUGGUAUUAAAUAAAACUUCCUUAGUUUAAAAUCAUAUUGCACUAUAAAUCUGGAUCCAAUGGACCUGAAAUCAAACCACACGGCCCCUGUUCUCACUGAUUCUGCACCAAUAAAUAACUCAAGAUUAGGCAUUCAUUCCAGUUUGUUGCCAUACUCGCCACCAAGGGCAGCUUUCCCUCAAGGCCCAUUUUUAACAAUCCCAAGGAAGAAGCCUGGGAUACUUGAUGAUGUCCGUUCCAGCAGUUGGCUGGAUGCCAUGAAAGCAUCCUCACCUCCACAUAGGAAGAUAAACAAGGAUUCAAACAGUGAGUUUGCACCGGUUGAUACUGAUAUUGCUUACUGGACCUGGAUGCUCAAGUAUCCUUCAGCACUUACAUCUUUUGAGCAAAUCACAAAUUAUGCGAAGGGCAAGAAAAUAGCAUUAUUCUUGGAUUAUGAUGGGACCCUUUCCCCAAUUGUAGACAACCCUGAUGCUGCCUUCAUGUCUGGUGCGAUGCGUGCUGCUGUAAGAAAUGUGGCCAAAUGUUUCCCGACAGCGAUAAUUAGUGGAAGAAGCCGUGAUAAGGUAUACAAGUUUGUAGGAUUAACAGAACUCUAUUACGCUGGUAGUCAUGGGAUGGACAUCAUGGGUCCUGUUAAAUGCCCCAGUUCUAAUGGCCAUCCAAAUUCUAUUAGGUUUACUGACAAGCAGGAUAAAGAACAUAACUUGUUCCAACCUGCUGGUGAAUUUUUACCUAUGAUUGAUGAGGUUUUUAGAUCCCUUGUCGAGAUUACUAAAGAAAUUAAAGGAGCACAAGUGGAAAAUAAUAAAUUUUGUGUUUCUGUACAUUACCGUAAUGUAGAUGAGCAGAGUUGGUCGACAAUUGCAGAACGUGUAGAAGGUAUUCUGAAAGAUUACCCGCGUUUGCGAUUGACUCAUGGGCGGAAGGUUUUAGAGGUCCGACCUGUCAUUAAUUGGGAUAAGGGAAAAGCUGUCGAGUUUUUACUAGAAUCACUUGGGCUUGCUAACUGUGAUGAUGUGCUCCCAAUUUAUGUUGGAGAUGAUCGGACAGAUGAAGAUGCUUUUAAGGUUUUGAGGGAGAAAAAUCGAGGUUAUGGAAUUUUGGUGUCUUCUGUGCCCAAGGAAAGCAGUGCAUUUUACUCUCUGAGGGACACAACAGAGGUCAAGGAGUUUCUCAAGUCACUGGUGAUGUGGAAGAAGUCUAAUGCCUGAUAAACGUAGUAUAAAGAACAGGAGCAUAUAUAUAUAUAUAUAUAUAUAUAUAUAUACUCUUAUAUACAUAUAGUAGCAAUAUCUCUCUCUCUCUCUCUCUCUCUAUAUAUAUAUAUAUAUAUAUAUAUAUAUAUAUUCUUUUAAAUUACGCAAAGAGGUUUGGUUUGGAACAGAGAUGCAGAAAGAGGUCGAACGAGAGUCGGCAGUUUUGGAGCAAAAUUUUUGCAUCGAAACUGCGUCUACUUAAGCUUCUUGUUGCAGUCUUGCGAGUGCAAAUCCCUCUGAGUUGGUCGACGCCCAUCUCUCUCUGAUUGUAAUUAUCAUUUUUUUUUUUUCACUUCCCAGUUUUGGUUGCUUGAGCUUUCUUUUUGGGGGGAUUUGUAUGGACGUCAAUGCAUUAUUUGAUUUUUUGAGUGUAGAAAAUUAUAUUAUAUAUUUAUAUAUAUGCAUAUGUAUAAGCAUAAGCCUCUCUGUGUUAUUGUUG